UCCCUGGUCCUCAAUUAAAAAAUUCAUAUUACUUUUCUCAUUAGUCCAAUCACCUGGUAUAGUUAUUUCCAAGUUUCUCCUGAAGGCCCCACGGAGUAAUUCAGUUUCAAGGCCAGCACAGCAGGGAGAGAGCAGAGUGGCUGGGAGGAGCCAUGCUGCGCAUUGACAUGAGGAGCUCACUUCUCUGGAAUUAGUCAUGGGAAGCAAAUCAUGCUAAUGUGUUUCAGGGGAAGAGGACUGCUGUAUGAAAGAGAUCUCUGUUACAAAGCCCCUUGCUGGCUGCAGUGGCUGGAGUCACUUGCUGAGUUCCACCAUUACCAAAAGGUCUCAGCUCUAGCAGGUCAAGAGAACCACUUCAAAGUCAGGCCCAGAACAAGAGGCUUGGCAAUAUCAUCUCUUUUUCUCUCUUCAUUGCCUUAACAAGCUGACAUAAUACAACAGAAGUUAAAAGCAAUGAGGGCUACAACAACUGAAAGCAUAGGAACCAUCUGCUUACCUUCACAGCUUCAGCUUUUUAAUACCUGCAGUGACUGAGACUCAUCCACCCUCCUUGAAAAAUAGCCCAUGGCCUUCUGAAUCUCCUGAUGUAGAACCUCUGUUAUCCUUUUCUUGCUUUCCUUCUACUGCUUCAGCUUAAUGUUCUGUGCUAGUGGAAGUACAAACAGAUCACAGUGAUAAUGACAGUAGCUCUUGAGCACAGGGCACGACUACUGCAAGGCAGUAAGAUUUGUAAGGUAACAACACCUUUUUUAGGGGGCUAUUCUUCAUGCUAAUCUGUGCUGGAAGUGUAGCAUAAUCUUUUACAAAAGCUCUUGGUGUUCUGUACCCUGAAAAAAUGGUAGGCUUUUAUCCAUAUGCUCCUUCUCUACUUUCCUGAAUUACUCAAAUUUAGUUCUCUUCCUUCAUCAUGAAAGGUAAAACCAGUCAAUGUUUUUCCAUCCCUCCCACAAUUUUUUUUUCUGUGCUUUUCGUAUUUUGCUUAUUAAGUAGUUACCCUAGGGAGACUCCCUUUAUAUUGGAAUGCACAAAAAGCUGUAACUGCUUUUAACAUCUGUGGGGAGGAGGAAAAAGAGGGCAGCAGGGGAAGAAAGCCACAGAAAUAUAUGUGGUGUGAUCAAUGUUAUGCCUUGCAUCACUGUACUAAUCUUCCUAUAAGCAUUCUUGCUUGUGCCCCACAUCAGCCUACACUCUUUAAAACAAGGUACUCAGCUGUUAGGACAAAGUCAUUGGUAGUGCUUUAUGAGUGACGUCCAUCUGACUGAUGCUGCAGUGGGGCAAGGGACAGAUUAGAUGGCUUCUAAAGGUGUACCAGGGACUUCCAAGAAUUGCUGAGAAAAUAAACCAAAACUCUAGACUGAGGCAUUCAGGUAUUACAGCGCAAGCUGACAUCACUUAACCUUUUGCAGAACAAGCGCAGGCCACCCACCUCACAAUGGGAACAAGUUCUCAUGUGGCUCCCACACUGACUAUGGCUUUAGUACCAACAAACAACCAAACAAACCUCAUCCAUGUUCUCUGGAGGCUAGAACAGCAAUUCCAGACAAUGAGAUCCUGGCAGGAGGAAUGUUCCUGAAGUCUCAGGGAAGGGCUUCCUUGGAUGUCUUUGAACUCUUGCUCUUGAUGGUGUUCUGCCUCUGUCUGGACUGAACCUCCUGGGUUCAGGAGGAAGGAGCAGGAAACAGUGUCGCAAAAGGGGCCCACAUAUUCCACUGCAGGAUCUGUAAAAGAGCAAAGCAGUCCUAGAUGGGAUUUUUAACAUGGCAACAAAGACAGGACUUUCUGCUUUAUAAUUUUCUUAAAUUCAGAUGUUCUUUCUUCUUCACAUCCCAGAAAAGCUGUCUCUGAUACAACCUGAGUGUGUGCAAGAGAGGAGCAAGAUGCUUCACACCAGAGACAAUUCCUUUCCAAGCAGCAGCGCAGGGGGCACAGCAUUCUACAAAACACCAUCACUAGCAGACCUCCAGCGACUGAUGUGGUUAAAAGGAGGGUCUGAUAACCAUGUGGACCAAGUCUGGCCAAAUAUUUACCUGGGAGAUGCGUGGGCAGCUCGGAGUCUAACUACUAUUCAAAGUCUCAACAUAACUCAUAUCCUUAAUGCAGCAGAUGGGCCAUAUAACAUCAACACAGGAGCCAAAUAUUACAAAGAUCUGCAAAUAGAGUACUUUGGAAUAGAAGCAUUUGAUGAUCCUUCCUUUGAUUUAAGUAUCUUCUUCUACGAUGCUGCCAAUUUCAUAGGCAAAGCCUUAAACACUUCAGGAGGUAAAGUGUUUGUUCACUGUGCCAUGGGGGUGAGCCGCUCUGCAACGUUAGUGCUUGCCUUUUUGAUGAUCCAUGAAAACAUGACGCUCGUGGACGCUCUGAAAACGGUGGGUUCUCACAGAGACAUCUGCCCAAACACAGGGUUCCUCAGCCAGCUGCGAGAACUGGACAUUAAAUUAAGUGAAGAGAGGAAAGGAAUCAGAGAACCUGCUAGCAAAGCACUGUAAAACAGCAUCACUAAAAGAGAGAGGACAAAGCAUUACUUGAAUUUCCUGGAUCUCUUUGAAAUGAAUUGCAUUUGCAAACUAA
This is a messenger RNA of Coturnix japonica (Japanese quail), 2568 nucleotides long. Its product is annotated as dual specificity protein phosphatase 13B-like. Gene Ontology annotation, cellular component: cytoplasm. The record is from RefSeq and is a predicted model, not a curated record. Gene Ontology annotation, biological process: protein dephosphorylation; negative regulation of MAPK cascade. Lineage: Eukaryota; Metazoa; Chordata; Aves; Galliformes; Phasianidae. Gene Ontology annotation, molecular function: MAP kinase phosphatase activity; protein tyrosine/serine/threonine phosphatase activity.